Astyanax mexicanus (Mexican tetra) is the source of this 5633-nucleotide messenger RNA. RefSeq lists its product as uncharacterized. Bases 130 to 1059 code for a protein of 309 amino acids. The transcript is spliced from 5 exons. The record is from RefSeq and is a predicted model, not a curated record. NCBI's taxonomy places the organism in Eukaryota, Metazoa, Chordata, Actinopteri, Characiformes, Acestrorhamphidae.
ACAAAUACUUCUGCUUUUAUUAAAUGAAAAAACAUGUCUUGAGAGCUGCUGCUUUAACCUGGUGAAUAUGAAGGUUUUUGAGUUGGUUUGUAAUGUUGUAAUGUCUUUCUUUUCGGCACAAAAACAGCUAUGCUACUUACACUCUGGUGGAGGAAGGCACUAGCAGUUAUUUCCGGUACUGCAAACACACACACACACACACACACACACUUUAACACCCCGUUUUCAGUAAAGGAGAGCUUGUCUCUCCAUUUCUUUUUUUUCCGGCUGCGUAGCAUUGGCUCCUGGCUUUUCACCCAGAUGGGAACCCGCUCCAGCCGGCUGCAGGUUGCGCCAUCCCCGCCCUCUCUUUCCAAGCGCGGCGGGGUGAAGCGCGAGUCACGCCGGCGGCGCAGCGGCAGCAGGCCGACCAGCCUCUCGCUGGACCUAUCGGGCAGCUUUGACCGCGAUUCAGAGGCGAACCGAAGCCGCUCGGAGGAAGGCAGUGACUCAGACACCGGGAGUCCAACAGUCCUCCACGGAACUCCGGAUCAGAGUCCGGAUACGGUUCUUCCAAAAGCCGAUGAGAAGCCAGGAGAGGACGACGAAGAGCCCGAUGAGAAUACAGGAAGCCCGGACAGCAGUGAGCGGCUGGCUCCGGAGGAGGACGCGGGGCCUGCGCCGCACCGGACCUUCUCAGAGCGGCUCCCCGGAGGAAGGCAUGCUUCAGUCGGCCGCAGCAGCGCUGCUAGGUCGGCGAGGGUCAGGAGCUCCCGUCCUGUAUCUGAGGCUUGGAUCGGUCUGUACAGAGUUCGACACGGCACAAUUCGCUGUCCAUUCUGCACCAAACCGUUCCCUGGAGGCCGAAUUGAGGAGCACCUGCUGAGCUGCCUCACCUCUCCACCUCUGCCUUACAACAAUGUACUCAGUAAAGACAUUGGAGAGUGCUCCAUAUGCCUUGAAGAUCUGCUUCAGGGAGAGACCAUCGCUCGCCUGGCCUGUCUAUGUGUCUACCACAAGAAAUGUAUCGACUCCUGGAGCACGGUGAAGCCUUGUUGCCCAGAGCAUCCUUUUGAUUGACUUGGUUUUUCGCCUCAUCUGCUUGACUCGGGAGACUACAACCCUGCUAGCCACGUUGAUUCAGCAAAGACAGGACAACUGGGAGGAAUGAAAUGAACAGAACAGAAGUUCUGAGCAUGAGCUGGAGCUAAGAUGAUUCGUCACUGGGUCAUACUGUGCUGCUCAGUGCUUGCUUGGACAAAAGGCGGUGUUGCUAGGCAUGCUUUUCCUCUUGUUGCACUCCUGAGUGAAUCUGCUUGACUGAAAAGACCCUUAAAACAAAAAAAAGAAAUAUAGAAGAAAAAAAAAGAUACAGCAAAUAUUUACUGUCUGGGGAAGAUGAGACAUCAUUCACCCUCCCCAGAGCAGAGUUUAGGGGGACAGAAGCUCAUUUUGAACAUUGGUGAUGUGUCCAUGCUUUGGGUUCAUGGUUGAAGUGUUUAUUAUUAUUAUUAUUAUUAUUAUUAUUAUUAUUAUUAUUAUUAUUAUUAUUAUUAAUAUUAUUAAUAUAAUUAUUACUGCUUAGGGUCCUAACAUUGUCCUGGACAUUGGACAAGAUACCCUUAGAGACAUGAGGAUGACACUUUGAUGGUAUGGUUGUUAUUGGUAUUAUUACGAUUACAAUGAUUAUUAUUAUUUAGGGAGUGUUAUUUGCCAACUUGCCAACGUUAUUUUAUAUGCAGUUUGGAUAGAGUCUGGCCCUUUGGCUAAGUUUUCUGACCACAGUCUUAAAAGUAAAGGUAUAGUACAUGGUAUAGAACCUGUUUAGGACUGAUUUUUUUUUUUUUUUUUUUACAUGUUUUGAAUGCACAUUGAUUUUAGAGUGAGUACCACCCAUUGAAAAAGUUGAAAAUACUACUUAGUGUAUGUUUACCGUAAUUGAAACAGUGUUCAUCACUGCAGUUCAAAAUAUGUCUAGUAGGGAGCUGCGAUGCCACAACAUUUUCAUAUAUAAAAUGAUAGCUGCUCUAUUUAAGCACCGCUACCGAUUCAUUCAUUGCAGUUUAGUCUCUAAAUUAAGAAAGUUGAGGCUUAAAAAAGGUAAAGCAGACCCAAACAUAAUAAACAGAUACUUAGUUCUUUGUACUUGCACAUAUUUUUUAAUAUGGUUCCUGGAGGAACCAUCCAUAGAAAGAAGUCUUUAUUUAAAGAGUGUGUGGUCAGAAGGCUUCAGCCACAAGCCUUAAGGAGUUGGGUUUUGUUAGAGAUUGCCUUGUGGGUGUCGUCAGUGUGUGUUGGGAGAGAAUUGGACGAAUGGGACCUUGUAAGUCCUGAUGACCCCAUUAGACAUUUUUGGCUUUUCUUUGAGCGCUGGGUUGACAUAGAAGAAGACAUCAUCCAUAUUCAUGGACACUUCUCUGUGGUUCAGAAGUGGCUCUCUCUGUACAACGAGUGUUUGUCUGUGCGUGAGACAGGAAAAGAGAACCAGGCCGUCUAAUCAGAAAAGGUGUGUGCGUGCUUUUUUUUUUGGCCAUAUGGACCUAUACGCUUAGCCUGAGGACAGUGACUGCAGACAGCUGUAGGGUAAAUAUUAUCCCUCAUUAUUUCAUUAUUACAGUAUUAUAUUGCCCCUCUGUGGUGGCGGUGGAGAGAAUGACAGUUUGUCCCAAAAAAAUGUAUCCAUGUUGAUACCUCAAGCAUUUCACCCAAGAUAACAUUUUGUCAAAAGUUUCUCUUCAAAGUGUGGAGGUGAUUAGUCAUCUCAAUUACACAUUUGGACUAGAGUGGGGGCAGUUGGGGACUAUUGGCACAGUCAGAUUUUCUUUCAUAUUUUAACCUUUAAAAAAAAAAGGCCAUCCUAUAAUGUCACAUGGAUACCUGUCUAGAACAGGAAAAUUCCAAUGAGAACUUAAGUUUGGUUAAUAGGUGAGGCUGAGUGGCGAAUGUCCCCCUCUGUUUCUCUAACUUUCGAAAUAAAGAGGCACAAUGGUUUGUUCAUUUGAACCCCUGAUUUUUUUUAUUUAAUAUUAAUUUUAAUGUAAUCCUAAAUUUUAAAUGCUCAUAAAACUACACCGUUUUUUUUUAGAACAAUAUACUGCAAGCAUGCUAAUCUAAUGCUGCAGUGUUUGUAAAGUACAAGCAGUUGUUUAUGAAUAAAAUGAAAAAAAUACUUGGAGUGAUUGGACCCAGGUUCAGGUGGUGCUUAAGAAACUUGAGAGAUGCUGCAAAGAAACUGAAAGUAAAAUAAUUGGAUUUCCCCUUAUAAAUGUCACCAACAAAAAUUUCCAGUGCAACAAAACCUUCUACAUUUUUUAAAGGAAACCCCGAUUAGCAUAGAUUGGAUUUCUGAGGCCAGUGUUGUGCGUGAACGAGUUCAAAAGAACACGUUCAUUGAACACGCUCAUUUUUUCGUGAAUGUUGAACUGAACGCAAUACAUUUUUUAAUAAAGAACCUGAACGUGAAUUUGUUCACACAAUGUGUUAUGAACGGCAGACAUCACUGUAAAUGAACGUUGGCUAGUUAAUAACAUACUGGCUUCCGCACGACAUUACCCGUGAUGAAUCGCGGAGGGCUGGAGUGCGGAGGACUGGAGCGUGGAGCGAGGGCGAGGGAGAGAGAGAGAGACCAAUGACGAGAGUGAGAGAAAGCGCUGCAAUUUUAAAAAAAUUGGCUAGUGGAAGUGAUGCACAGAGACAGACACCGAUUCUCCUUAUGAACAUUUUCAUCACCUUUUAAGAAACCCACAAUUGGAGUGUCAUGAGCAAAUGUCUACAAUGAGCAGUUUCAAAGAACGUAUAGUGAUUUCUAGCUUGUAGUGUGAAAAAAAAGUAUUUAUUUGAAUAUCUCACGAAAAAAGUAAAAUGAACUGAACUUUGAACUAGUUCAGAAUUAAAAUUGUGAACUUUGAACGUGAACUGUUCACUUUGAGCAUGUAUGAACUGAACUUGAACUAGUUCAGAAAAACUGUGAACUGGCACAACACUGUCUGAGGCAUAGAUUUGACCGGGCGCCGAGUAGUCCAGCGGUCUAAAGCACUGCCACUAUGAGCGGGAGUUUGCCGGUUCAAACCCCCACUCGUGCAGUUUUGCCAUCAAAUUGGCCCUGCUCUCUCCCCACAUCACUCCUAGGAUGAUAUCCACAACACAGGCCGUCUGUGAGCUGAUGUACCGGAACCAAGUCGCUGCUCUUUCCUCCAAGUCCGCUGGCUGCUCAGCAAUGCAGCAUCAGCAGCAGCUCGAAAAGAAGCGGUGGCUGGAUUCACAUGUGUCGGAGGAAGCAUGUGUUAGUCUUAACCCUCCUGGUGUGUUGGGGCAUCACUAGUGAUAGGGGGAGUCCUAAUGAGUGGGUUGGGUAAUUGGCCGUGUAAAUUGGGGGAGAAAUUUGAAAAAAAAAAAGAUUUGACCUUUUGAUUGGAUUACUAGUUAAUGUUAUAAUUCAGUUCUUCAUUGCACAAAGCAUUCCAACUCUGAUCCCAGAUGAUUUAAUGAUACCACAUUUAAUUUGUGGUAACUUGAUCGUGGAAAUCACACGACUAUUCUGGACUGAAGGUUCUCCAUGACCAAAUUUAGACGCCUUUGAAUGUGCCAUGACCAAUCUGUCCUCUUGGGGCAGGGGUCACUAAUAGGCGGACCGCGGUCCGGGUCCGGACCCAUACGUUGUCCAAUCCGGACUCAAACCGAAAACUACUGAGAGGGAUUUAAUUCUGACCGUGUUCAUUUAAAGCGGCGGAACUUUUCUUGUCUUUAUGGUUUAUGUGCUUUACAGCGCAGUAAACUUACAGACCAAUCAUGUGUGCUGCAAAAUCACUAAACGCUCUUCUAUGCCAAUCAGAUCUGUGCAGCAUGCGGGAGCGCAGAGCCACACAGGCGAAGCAGGCGGUGAGAAGUGGAAGAAUAAAGCGAGAAAAGCUAAGCACCAGAAAAAUUAAUUAAAAUACUACCUUUAUAAAACAUUUUUUUUUGCACUGCAAAACAGUGGUUCUGAGCAUCAGGAACUUCUAGAUGGCUCAUAUUUUUGCUUCAGUGCGACCAUCUAAGAGUCUCGCAGGACUGGUAAGAGAACCACAGCUUUUAAUAGUUCUGUGUGGUAGUGGUUCACAACCUGGUUCCCAGAGACUUCCAGAUGAUCCACUUUUUUCUCUCAUAAAACAAAAGGAUACAGCAAAAAUAUGGACCAUCUGAGGAUCCAUGAGGACUACUUUAAGAACCACUGCUAAAAAAAAAAAAAAAAAACUAAAAAGGUUCCACUAUUGUUAGUCAAAGUCAAAGAAGCAUAUAUGAUCACACACCUCCAAAAGCAGUGUUUUUUGUUGAUUUUUUUUCUGUUUAUAUGGAUACAGUAUGUAAGUACAGAUUGAAAUGUUGCUGUUAGGUUUCUGUUGCUGAGGAGUUUCUGGGUUUAAAAUAAGACAUUGGGAUGUGUUUAGGUGUUUUAAUGUCGGUGUGACGGUCUCUGCAUCCCCAAAUUUAGACAAUCUUGCCUCCAUUAUGCUAAAGACUGAUUGAUUAUUUAUUUAUUAAAGUGUUUAUAUGUCUCAUUUCAAAAAUGGCUUGGUUUUCUGUUUGUCCAUGAUACUGUUUCUAUGCUCAGACCUUUUGUAUGUCUGAAAAAAUGUUUUAUAUGUAUUUUUUACAAUAAAUAUGCUUUAAGUGUC